AUAUAAAAAAUUUAAAAUGCAGAGGAUUUUAGCGCAAGAAAGAAACGAUAUACUGCUUAAAGUGAGAUGCGAUUCUGAAACUAAAUAUUGGCGAGUCUACGAUCAAUUUAUACCUAAAUAUAAAACUCCGUUAUUGGCAUCAAAGGUUUUUAGCAAACAUGAAGCCGGCGCAUUUGACGCGGACCCCAAAAUGCUUGCCAAGGUAAAAUUAGCCAUUGAAGCACCGCCAAAGAUGAAAAUUCCGUGGCCAGAAACUGUAAGCCAAUGCUAUGGAUGGUUUAUUGAGCCUCUAACUGAUAGAGAUAAGAGAGAUCCGUUCAUGUAUUUCCCUAGAGGUUCAACGGAAGUAUCAAGACUUGGAGGUAGAGUUAUAGCAGAGAAAAAACGGAAAUGAUCAAUAAUCAUAAUUUGUAAUAAGAAUAAAUCGCACCAUCAUUCAUAAUUUAUUAAAAAAAAGGAAUAACAAGUAUACUGAA
Messenger RNA from Psylliodes chrysocephalus, 476 nucleotides. The record is from the annotation of a GenBank genome assembly. Lineage: Eukaryota; Metazoa; Arthropoda; Insecta; Coleoptera; Chrysomelidae.